GCCCGGCUGUGUGGAGGGACUCGGGCUUGGACCAUCACAACCUCCAGGAUUUCAUCGAGCUGUGCUACAACCCGGGCUGUAUCCUGCCGGAGAUGGAGGGGCUGGAGGAGUUCAUGGAGUACCUCUCGGAGUCGCUGCAGCCCCCCCCAUCCCCUUUUGACCUCCUCGAGCCGCCCACCAUGGUGGGCUUCCUCAAGCUCUCCAAGCCCUGCUGCUAUAUCUUCCCGGGCGGGAGAGGGGACUCGGCUUUCUUCGCCGUUAACGGCUUCAACGUUCUGGUCAACGGAGGCUCCAACCCCAAAUCAUCCUUCUGGAAGCUGGUCCGGCACCUGGACCGUAUCGACUCCAUCCUGGUGACGCACGUGGGCACGGACAGCCUGCCCGGAGUCAACAGCCUGCUGCAGAGGAAGCUGGCCGAGCUGGAAGAGGAUCCGUCAUCCCAGAGCUCGCAGGGCAACGGGGACUGGGCGAAGAACCUCAUCUCCCCGGAGCUGGGUGUCGUCUUCCUCAACGCCUCCGAGAAGCUGAAGGACAUCGAGGGCAAUUCCCGGGUGCUGAAGAGCUGCGACGAGGCUGCCCUCACCCUGCACUACCUGGAAAAGCUGGGCAUCCGUCCCAACCCGCUGGCCCGGGACAGGGGACCCCGCGCGGAGCCCACCAUCCUCUUCCAGAAGAUGGGAGUGGGCCGGUUGGACAUGUACAUCCUGAACCCCGUGAAGGGCAGCAAGGAGCUGGAGUUCCUCCUGCAGCAGUGGUCGGGAAACAGCUACCCCAAGGAGCAGGAGCUGCCGCUGCAGUGCCUGACCUCCGUCUGCGCCCUGCUCGUCUGGCACCCCGUCAGCCCCUCCGAGAAGAUCAUCCGCGUCCUCUUCCCCGGCUGCACCCCCCAGGGCCGUAUCCUGGAGGGGUUGGAGAAGGUGAAGCACCUGGAGUUCCUCAAGUAUCCCGUGGUCACCAAGAACGACUUGAAGGGCCGGGAAAAGCCGCUCAAGCCGAGGAGGGCGGAGAGCAAGGAGAGCCUGAAGUCAGGUUCCAAGCUCAGCUUGGCGGACAGCGGGACACCGGCGCCCAAGGAGAAGGCUCCCUCAAAGGUGGAGAGGAAGGAGGUGAAGGCAGGGGCCAAGGAGAAGCCAAAACCCCUGGGGGAGACGGCCAGAGCGGGGUCGGAAGAGGAGAAGGCCAAGGACGCUCGGGCCAAGCUGGACACUUCGCUGGAGAAGCUGAAGGCGGAUGUGAAGGCCGAGACGCUGCGGAAGGACACCGGCAAGGCAGAGGCCAAGGCUCCUGCCAAGACCCCGGCCCGGAAAACACCGGUCCCGGAGAUGCGCAAACCCCUGGCCAAGGCCGGCAGCAUCAAGAAACCCCCCUCCAAGAAGGAGCCGGAGAAGCCCAAGGCCAAAACCCCCCGGGAGGCAAGCGCCAAGAAGGAACCGGGGCCCUCGGACGGUUCCAAGUCCUCCUCCCCCGAGGACAUGCUGCCCGAG
Eurypyga helias (sunbittern) is the source of this 1484-nucleotide messenger RNA. RefSeq names its product microtubule-associated protein 1S (gene MAP1S). NCBI's taxonomy places the organism in Eukaryota, Metazoa, Chordata, Aves, Eurypygiformes, Eurypygidae. The record is from RefSeq and is a predicted model, not a curated record. Gene Ontology annotation, molecular function: microtubule binding; actin binding. Gene Ontology annotation, biological process: regulation of microtubule depolymerization; dendrite development; microtubule cytoskeleton organization. Gene Ontology annotation, cellular component: microtubule associated complex; microtubule; dendrite.